Molecule: messenger RNA, 2055 nt
Organism: Pseudonaja textilis
Lineage: Eukaryota; Metazoa; Chordata; Lepidosauria; Squamata; Elapidae
Source: RefSeq, a predicted model, not a curated record
ACUGCACUUUCACAUAGACUGGUUUUGUUUUCCUUACGUGAAGUAUUCCUUUGUUUUUCCUCUUAGAAAUUGUCUCAAAUCAAAUGGCACCUCCUGGGGAUACUUCUAAUGAGAUAGAGCAUCCUGAUUCUAGAGUCACCGCUUCCCAACCAAAGAUGACAACUCCAUUAAAGAAAAGCAAUCUGGCGGCAUCUCUGGUUCCUUUGGAAGAGGACAGUGGUGAUACCUGUGCCAUCUGUUUUGAAGAGUGGACGAACGCUGGGGACCAUCGUCUUGCUGCAUUGCGCUGCGGGCAUCUCUUUGGCUACAGCUGCAUUAAGAGGUGGCUGAAGGGUCAAGUAGGCAAAUGCCCCCAGUGCAAUAAGAAAGCCAAACACACGGAUAUUGUCGUCCUUUAUGCCCGUACUCUGAAAGCACUGGACACCGCUGAACAGGAAAACAUGAAAAGCUCUUUAGAAAAGGAACAAGUCCUGCGGAGGAAAGCAGAACUGGAAUCAGCCCAGAGUCGACUUCAGCUGCAGGUCGUGACAGAGGAGUGUAGCAAACUGAAGCAGCAAGUACAGGAACUGAAGGCUUUGCUGGCCCGGUACACUGCCAGCUCCUCCUCUCAGCAGUCCAGCAGUGCCCGCUCUUGCUUUCCCGGCUGCCUCUCCUCCAGCCAGGGUCAGCACAAGUACCAUUUUGAGAGAGCCUUUCUGGUCUCCCAGGUGGGCAGCUGCCGGGUGAUGGCCUACUGUGACCCCCUGAGCUGCCUCGUGGUCUCGCAGCCCUCUCCGCAAAGCACUCUCCUUCCUGGGUAUGGAAUUAAGAUGAUGAGCUCUGUCAACCUGAAGAGCAGCCAGUAUGUGCCCAUCCACAGCAAGCAGAUCCGGGGCCUGUCCUUCAGCAACCGGGCAGAUGGCUUGCUCUUAUCUGCUUCUUUGGACCAUACACUCAGGCUUACAAGCUUAGCCACAAACACUGUUGUACAGACCUAUAAUGCUAGUCGCCCCAUCUGGUGCUGCUGCUGGUGUCUCGAUGACACCAACUACGUCUAUGCUGGGCUGGCUAAUGGAUCUAUCUUGGUCUAUGAUCUGCGGGACACAAACUCCUACGUCCAGGAACUGGUUUCACAGAAGUCCAGGUGUCCUGUGGUGUCUUUAUCUUACCUUCCUCGAAUGGCUUCGGCCUCACUGCCAUAUGGUGGACUGGUGUCUGGAACGCUGGAAGGAGCCUGUUUUUGGGAGCAGAAGUCCAGCAAUUCCUAUCGACCUCACGAUCUUCCCCUUGAACCCGGAGGUUGCAUUGACCUUCAGACAGAGGCCAGCACACGGCACUGCCUUGCCACAUUCAGGCCCAACAGAAACAACAACUGUUUGCAGUGUGUGGUGAUGGAGCUGACAUCUACUCAGCUGACAGACCGAGAUGAUGAAAUUGUGUGUUCGUGCAACCCCAUUCAAACUCUUACUGCAGGUCCAACGUGCAAACUCUUAACCAAAAAUGCCAUUUUUCAAAGUCCCGAAGAUGACGGCAGCAUCCUUGUGUGCGCAGGGGACGAAGCAUCAAACUCUGCCAUGCUCUGGGAUGCAGGAAGUGGAACUCUGCUUCAGAAACUGCCAGCUGACCUCCCUGUGUUGGAUGUCUGUCCUUUUGAGGUGAAUCGCAACAACUUUCUUGCUACUUUGACCGAGAAGAUGGUAAAAAUCUACAAGUGGCAGUGACUUGUCUCCCUUGCCUUCCACGCCUGAUCCCUGAGCAGAUGCUUUGCUGAUAAUUGGAUGUUGACUGUCUUGAAGAUAGGAUUAUUCCUGAACCAUCUUAGAUGUGUACCUCAGAGUAAUUUAUUGGCUCCAUCUCGGCUCACCCUACAUCCCUAUUUCCCCCAAUUUAUUAUUUUUUCAAUGAAGACUGUUAUUUCAGUCAUGCAACAAAUCUUGUUAUGGGUCUUGUCUUCUGGUUGCAUUAUUCUGGGAGGAAGUGAAGAAGAAACUUGCCUGCCAUUUUCUGGACAAAGUUUCCAGAAAUUAAUCAUUGGUGCUUGCUAAGACUAUCUUAAUUAGCCCUGCUCCACACUGA